CACCCACCCUCCUACUCUCCGGCCCCCCUCCCCAACUUCCCAACUUCCUGGGCACCCCUGCUGGCCAGCUGCUUCCCACUGCAUCUCACACUGGACCAGCCUGGAGACCUCACUUGCUCCCGGCCGCCCCGGCUGCUUGGGAAGAUCCUGGUGCCUGCAGGGACUGCAGGGGGCCCCAGAGGCCUGCACUGCUCUCCGGAUGGCCUGCUCUUUCUGACAGCUGGGGCCGCACCCUACAUCUAUGUGUUGGACCUGGAGGGACGCUCCAUUUGCCACCUGUCCUGCUGCCUACAAGAGGCUGGGGCCUUUGUUCCAGAGGACGUGGCUGUGACGGCUUCUGGGCUUGUGGUGGUCAGCGACCUCGUCCAUGGGGCUGUCCAUGCUCUCCAGCACACUACCCGGGAGCCUCCGGGGCACUGGGUGACGGUGGGCACAUUCCUGUCCCCUCGAGGGCUGGCUGUAGAUGCCCUUGGCCGCAUCCUGGUGACAGAUUAUGUGCUUGGGGCUGUGCAUAGCUUCACAUUGGGCCCUACCUGGGAGCCCCUGGCCCCAGCCUCAGUGCUGGGUCUGGAGGGCCCUUGCUGGGUGAGCCCAGGGCCUGAUGGGGGCCUUGCUGUGAGUGAGGAGUUUGGGGAUGUGUGGCUGUUUGGCAGUGCCUGCCAGCCCCUGGGCUCUCUGGGCGUCCUGGGGGAACACACCUUUGGUUGCCCAGCAGGGGUGUGCUCUGAUUCAGAGGGCAGCGUUAUUGUGGCCGAUGAACGGAGGCACCAGGUGACCCUGUUUCCCAGGGCUGGGGUGCCUAUCUGCCUGUUGUCACAGGGGCUCCAGCGACCCUUGGCAGUGGCCUGUUCAGCUCAGGGCCAGCUUGUGGUGGGAGAUGCUGGGGACAAGCACAUCAAGGUGUACCAGUACCUCGGGGAGCUGGCCUGAUG
Messenger RNA from Sciurus carolinensis (gray squirrel), 932 nucleotides. It is a transcript of the gene Nhlrc4, whose product is annotated as NHL repeat containing 4. The transcript has a single exon. Gene Ontology annotation, molecular function: protein binding. The annotation marks the transcript as partial. The record is from RefSeq and is a predicted model, not a curated record. NCBI's taxonomy places the organism in Eukaryota, Metazoa, Chordata, Mammalia, Rodentia, Sciuridae.